AUGUCAGGCGAGAACUCGAGAUCAGGCUACGAUUCGAGUAGUGGAGAUGAAUCUGAAAAUGAUUACCAAAUCGCUUCUUACUCAAAUUCACACUCUGAUGUCUUACUAAAACAGUUAGUAAGUAAUUCAGAAAAACUGGGCAAAGGUAUCAGAUGGGAUGAUAUUGCUUCACAUUUCCAAGAGAGGAGUGACGUUCAAUGCCAGCAACGUUGGGCUAAAGUUGUUAAUCCAGAGCUCGUUAAAGGUCCAUGGACUAAAGAGCAGAUUCACUUUAGUCGGACUUUAGCUAUAAUGAGAUGUUCCACGGUAUAUAAUACCAGCAGAACCGGUUUUUUGUUUGAAAAUUUUCCGAUUGUAAAGAGAAGGAUACAGGGCAAGAAUUCGCGGGUCUCUUUUGAAUACACGUGGACGUGCUUAUUAUUUACAAUAGUCUCUAGCGAGGACGAGAAAGUUGUGGAACUUGUGGAACGUUAUGGCCCGAAAAAGUGGACACUUAUUGCAAGACAUCUGAAAGGUAGAAUAGGGAAGCAAUGCAGAGAAAGAUGGCACAACCAUUUAAAUCCAGGUAUCAAGAAGACAGCAUGGACUGAUGCUGAAGAUAAAAUAAUUGUUGAAGCACACCGACGUGUUGGUAAUCAGUGGGCCAAAAUAGCUAAACUAUUACCUGGUCGAACUGACAAUGCUAUUAAAAAUCACUGGAAUAGUACAAUGCGACGAAAAAGAAAAACAAUAGAAAAUUCUCUGAACAUUAAAAAGGAACCACGAGUUAUGCAUGAUGAAUCAUCGUGUCCGGAUAAUUUAUUCAAAGACGAAAAUAGCCGGACGGCGACAAUAACAUCCCAAAGCCUUGAUAUGAGUUCACUAGAUUGGUCUAGUGGUUGGGGACAAACACAUCAUUCACAAGUGCAACAACAAUCCCAUCAACCGUCACUUUAUCAUCAGAAUGUAAUAUCUAUUGAGGAUUCAUCUCAAUUAAGGCUAGAAGCUAGAAUGAAACGUGAACCCUCACCCUUUUCAAAGUAUUUCAAUUUAGAAAUGGGCACAGAGGCAAGUGGCUCUGGAACAUCAGACAUACGUUUAGUACCUAUGCCUGAUUUUGAAGAUGAAGAUGACCGUAAAACAAGUCCUCCGCCUAUUUUACGGCGACGUCGUCAACCGCAAUACAGUACGGUGCGUAUUGAAACGAUAAAUGACAGUGGAAAUCAGUCGGUUGAUUAUUUAUUAAAUCAGCAAUCAUCAUCACAAGUUAACACUGCUCCAUCGACGCCUAUUAAACAGCUUCCGUUCAGUCCUUCGCAGUUUCUUAAUAGCCUGGCUAGUCCAGAGACUUCUUGGCCACGUGCUAGUACUCCUAAAGGCAGUCCUGGUACACUUACAACACCACAGCCUUCAGGCUUACGCAGAAAUCAAGGAGAUGGAAACACACCACGUACUCCAACACCUUUCAAAGACGCACUUGCUGAGAUAGAACGACGAAGUGGAGCUACUACUCAGUUACCGGCAACGCCUAGUCGUCUUGAUGCAUUGACAGAGAUAAUACGCCAGGAAACAGAUCGUGAAAGUCUGGCCAGUAGCAGCAUGCUUCAAGACUCUGGCUACGGUACUGGUCGACGACGUGGAAAAGAAAACAGCGCACCGGGUGGAAAACGUGCACGUAAAGCUUUGUGUCAAGCUUGGGCUAGUAGCACGCAAGACCACUCGGAUAUGAAUUUUGCUGUCGAGACGCCGAGCAAGAGCUUAGAUACAUCAGUUUUAUUUUCACCGGCGUCAAUGGCCCUAGAAGACAGCUUUUUAGCGGCAGGACCGAGUCCGUUGAAGGUAGAGCACCAAUCCCAAAGUCAAAUCCAAAGUCAACCUGCCUUAUCCUGGUUUUACUCUCGCACCAACCGCCUGUAG
Molecule: messenger RNA, 1896 nt
Organism: Cotesia congregata
Lineage: Eukaryota; Metazoa; Arthropoda; Insecta; Hymenoptera; Braconidae
Source: the annotation of a GenBank genome assembly